AUGUCUGCUUUCGUGCUCGCCGUCGCCGGCGCUGCCUUGCUUCUCGGCUUCCUCUACAUCGUCAAGAACCGGCGGAGCAGGAGCAAACUCCCGCCGUCGCCCUCGUCUCUGCCGCUGGUCGGUCACCUCCAUCUCAUCGGUCGCCUCCCGCACCGGUCCCUACACGAGCUGCACCUCCGCUAUGGCGGCGACGGGGGCCUCCUCCUCCUGCAGCUCGGGCGCCGGCGGACCCUGAUCGUGUCCACGGCCGCGGCGGCCGCGGACCUGUUCCGCAACCACGACCUCGCCUUCUCCUCCCGCCCGUACAACGCGGCGGCUCACAAGCAGACGUACGGCUCCCGCAACAUCUCCUUCUGGCCGUACGGGGACCACUGGCGCCGGGCCAAGAAGGUCGCGGUGGUGCACCUCCUCUCGCAGCGCCGCGUGGAUGCGUUCGCGCCCGUGCGGCAAGCAGAGGCGGCCGCGCUGGUGGCGCGGACCCGGCGAGCCGCCGAGGCGGGAGAGGCCGUGCAGCUGAAGGAGCUCCUGUACGGCUACACCAACUCGGUGGUCACCCGCGCGGCGGCCGGGACAGCCGGGACGACGGCCGAGAGGCUGAGGCAGCUGCUGUCGCACACCGCGACGCUGUUGGCCGGGUUCCAGGCGGACGACGUGCUGCCGGACGCGGCGGCAAGGGUGUUCAGGUGGGCGACGGGGCUCGAGAAGAAGAUCGACGAUAUGAACGCGGGUUGGGACAGGUUCCUGUCGGAGAUCCUGAGGGAAGAAGGCGGCCUCGAAGGCUUCGAGCUCACGGACGACGAUGCCAUCAAAGCCAUCGCCAAGGACAUGAUAGCCGCUGCGACGGAAACAACAGCCGUGACGCUGGAAUGGGCUUUGGCGGAGCUCGCCCGAAACCCGCGGGUUAUGGCCAAGCUGCAGGACGAGAUCGCGCGCGUGGCCGGCAACUCCGAGCAGGGCGGCAGGUACGAGAUCCCCGCGAAGACCGCGCUGCUAGUCAACGCGUGGGCGAUCGGGAGGGACCCCGCGGCGUGGGACGCGCCGGAGGAGUUCCGGCCAGAGCGGUUCCUGGCCGGCAGCGAGGCGAAGGCGGUGGACUUGAGGGGGACGGACUACCAGCUCCUCCCGUUCGGCGCGGGGAGGAGGAUCUGCCCCGGCAUCAGCUUCGCGCUGGCAGCCCUGGAGCUCGCGCUCGCCAGCCUCCUGCGCCACUUCGACUGGGAGCUCCCCAGCGGCAUGCGCCCGGCGGACCUGGACAUGGUCGAGGCGCCGGGGCUCUCGACGCCGCCGCGCGGGUGCCCCUUGUCCUCGUCCCCAAGCUGA
Molecule: messenger RNA, 1320 nt
Organism: Miscanthus lutarioriparius
Lineage: Eukaryota; Viridiplantae; Streptophyta; Magnoliopsida; Poales; Poaceae
Source: the annotation of a GenBank genome assembly